AUGUCCGACUACGAGGAUGAAAUGGAUGUGGAUGCGCCCUCCAAGGACGUCCAGUUCAGCUCAGAGAAUGCUAGUGGGAAAAAGAGGGCGGCGGCGGACCUGCCCAUUCAAGCUCAAGACAAUCUCCCUUGGGUUGAAAAAUACCGCCCAAAUACGCUCGAUGAUGUCUCGGGUCAUCAAGACAUUCUAGCCACCAUCAACAAAUUUGUUGAAAAGAACCGCCUACCUCACCUACUCCUCUACGGUCCCCCUGGAACCGGCAAGACCUCGACCAUCCUCGCACUCGCCCGGCGGAUAUACGGCACAAAGAAUAUGCGGCAGAUGGUGUUGGAACUCAAUGCUAGUGAUGACCGUGGCAUUGACGUGGUCCGAGAACAGAUCAAGACCUUUGCUAGCACAAAACAAAUCUUCUCCAUGGGCCCAGCAGCGGCGACAGAGGGCAACGCUGCGCUCGCCGGCUUCAAGCUGAUCAUUCUCGACGAGGCCGACGCCAUGACCUCCACAGCACAGAUGGCCCUGCGCCGCAUCAUGGAGAAAUACACGGCGAACACGCGAUUCUGCAUCAUCGCCAACUAUACACACAAGCUCUCUCCCGCACUGCUAUCACGAUGCACCCGAUUCCGGUUCAGUCCUCUCAAGGAAGCCGACAUUCGAGUGCUGGUAGACCAAGUGAUUGAGAAAGAGAAUGUUCGCAUCCAACCCGAGGCAGUGGACAGUCUAGUGCGACUGAGCAAGGGCGAUAUGCGAAGGGCACUGAAUGUCCUCCAGGCCUGUCAUGCUAGUAGUAUCCCGUUGCCGAUGCGCGACGCUCCCAAGGCACCAUUACCCGAACCCGAAAUGAUCACCAACGCCACAAUAUACGACUGCAUCGCGGCACCUCAUCCGGCCGACAUUCAAGAAAUCAUGAGCACAAUCCUUUCCACCAGCGAUGUGACCUCAUGUCUUAACACGGUGAACACGCUCAAGGCGGCCAAAGGUCUCGCGUUGGCGGAUAUCUUGUCCGCGCUGGCGGAACAAUUGCAGCGGCUGGAAGUGCCGGCGCAGACCCGCAUCACUUGGCUUGAGGGACUGGCUGAGAUUGAAUGGCGAUUAUCUGGUGGCGGAUCUGAGGCCGUUCAGACGGGCGGGAUGGUGGGCGUGGUACGAAAUGGGUGCGAGUUGAUGGGCGAUAAGGGCAUCGCCAUGGCAUGA
Messenger RNA from Penicillium daleae, 1191 nucleotides. RefSeq names its product replication factor C subunit 3. The transcript is spliced from 5 exons. Gene Ontology annotation, biological process: DNA repair; DNA-templated DNA replication. The record is from RefSeq and is a predicted model, not a curated record. Gene Ontology annotation, molecular function: DNA clamp loader activity; ATP hydrolysis activity; ATP binding. Gene Ontology annotation, cellular component: Elg1 RFC-like complex; nucleus; Rad17 RFC-like complex. NCBI's taxonomy places the organism in Eukaryota, Fungi, Ascomycota, Eurotiomycetes, Eurotiales, Aspergillaceae. Bases 1 to 1191 code for a protein of 396 amino acids.